AUGAACGUGAAAACCGUGCUCCUCCUCCUCGGUCUGGCGCUGGCCACGAUAUUCGCCUUGGUCUGCGUGUUGCUGACCAGAGGAAGGGCCCCCAGCACCUGCCAGCACCUGCCCCCGGAGCAGGAGGACACCGAGGAUGGCCAGAGCCUGGUCUUUGCUGACCUGACACCCGAGGAGAUGGCGCACGUGGUGCGGUACCUGCGGGGAAACCUCGGGGUGCCGCUGGUCGAUGCCUCGCACGCCAAGCCCUUGGACAACUGCAUCGCCUCCGUGGACCUGCAGGUCCCUGCCAAGGCGGAGGUGCUGUGGUUCCUGGACGGCGGGGGGGCUCGUCCCGCCCGGGAGGCACUGGCCGUGCUGUACUUUGGGAACCAGCCAGACCCCAACGUCACCGAGUACGUGGUGGGUCCCCUGCCCACGCCGGCGUACCACCGGGACGUGACGGUGCGGAAGUACGGGGGGAAGGUGCCGUACCACCGCAGGCCUGUUACUGGCAAGGAGUACACGGAUAUCAACGCGCUCAUCCAGAGGGAGCUGAAAAAGGCGCCGCAAUUCCUCGCCACGUGCUGCGAGUCCGACGGGACCGACCUGGCCAUCCUCACCACGGCCCCGCGGGGCUUCAGGUCUGGCGACCGCACAACCUGGUUUGUCCUCUUCCACAACGUGGCUGGCACCGGCUACUACCUGUCACCGGUGGGGCUGGAGGUGCUGGUGGAGCACAGGGACCUCCACGUCUCCCGCUGGCAGCUGCGCAAAGUCUUCUACAAUGGCCAGUACUUUGCCAGCACAGAGGAUCUGGAGCAGGAGUUUCUGGCCCGCACGCUGGAGGUCGUCAGGCUCAAGAAGCCCCAGGCUGAUGCAGUGCUGGGCUCGAUGAGGCCCCGCCACCCACCCAGCUCCCUGGGUCCACUGCAGUUUGAGCCCCAGGGUCCCCGCUACAACGUCAGGGACAAUCACAUCACCUACCAGGGCUGGAGCAUCACCUUUGGCAUGAACCCCAACUCUGGCCCUCACUUCUUUGACAUCAGGUACCGGGGGGAGAGGAUUGUCUAUGAGCUGAGUCUCCAGGAAGCCUUAGCCCUGUAUGGCUCCAACUGCCCCGGGGGCAUGUCCACCCGCUACCUGGAUGGGAGCUUUGGCAUCGGCAGGUUUGCCUACGAGCUAGUCCAGGGCCUCGACUGCCCCUACACGGCAACCUAUGUGGACUGGCACUACCUGGCAGAGUCAGAUACUCCCAAAACCAACCAAAACUCACUCUGCAUUUUUGAGCACGACUCUGCCCUCCCCCUGCGGCGCCACUUCUCUGACUCACAGUCCUUUUACUACGGUGGGCUGCGGAAAAACACGCUGGUCAUCAGAACCAUCUCCACGCUCAUUAACUACGACUACAUCUGGGACUUCAUGUUCCACGGCAGUGGGGCCGUGGAGGUCCGUGUGCAUGCUACUGGCUACAUUAGCACCUCCUUCCUCCACGGCCAAGGCACUGACUAUGGCAACAGGGUUGGGCCCCACACCCUGGGAACGAUGCACCUCCACCACAUGCACUACAAGGUGGACCUCGAUGUCGGCGGUAGGUCUGGCCACCUUUGCUCGUGGCUGUGGUUCACCGACAUGGAGUACGAGAUUAUCAAAGAUCCCUGGAGCACGCAGAACACCAUAGAGCGCCCAUACCUCCGCAGGAAAAGGCUGGAGAGGGAGGAUGAGGCAGCAUUCCCUCUCAAUGCCCCCAUGCCCCGCUACCUCUCCUUUGCCAGCCCCAAGCCCAACAAGUGGGGGCACCCCCGCAGCUACCGGAUCCAGAUCAUCAGCUUUGCCGGGAAGCACCUGCCCAUCAGCAGCUCCAUGGAGCGGUCUGUCAGCUGGGGCAGGUACCAGCUGGCUGUCACCCGGAGGAAGGAGGAGGAGCCCACCAGCACCAGCAUCUACAACCAGAAUGACCCCUGGACUCCCACUGUCGCCUUCGCCGACUUCAUCAACAACGAGACCAUCGCUAACGAGGACCUGGUCGCCUGGAUCUCUGUGGGGUUCCUGCACGUCCCCCACGCUGAAGACGUCCCCAACACGGUGGCCGUGGGGAACAGCGUUGGCUUUUUCCUGAGGCCCUACAACUACUUCAACGAGGACCCCUCAGUGGACUCACCUGACAGUGUCUAUUUCAGCAGUGAGCAGGACGCCAGGGCAUGCGGGGCCAACCCCCUCGCCUGCCUGCCCACGGCUGCUGCCUGUGCCCCCCACCUUCCCCCCUUCCACUUUGGGGGCUUCCUCAACCUCAGCCUGGCACCGCCACCCGGUGGGCUCUGAGGGGCCAGGGCCUGCUGCCCCCU
Messenger RNA from Myiozetetes cayanensis, 2324 nucleotides. Its product is annotated as membrane primary amine oxidase-like. The record is from RefSeq and is a predicted model, not a curated record. Gene Ontology annotation, biological process: amine metabolic process. Gene Ontology annotation, molecular function: primary methylamine oxidase activity; quinone binding; copper ion binding. Bases 1 to 2301 code for a protein of 766 amino acids. Gene Ontology annotation, cellular component: plasma membrane. The transcript is spliced from 4 exons. Lineage: Eukaryota; Metazoa; Chordata; Aves; Passeriformes; Tyrannidae.